Epinephelus lanceolatus (giant grouper) is the source of this 2563-nucleotide messenger RNA. RefSeq names its product PRKC, apoptosis, WT1, regulator (gene pawr). NCBI's taxonomy places the organism in Eukaryota, Metazoa, Chordata, Actinopteri, Perciformes, Serranidae. Gene Ontology annotation, cellular component: cytoplasm. Gene Ontology annotation, biological process: apoptotic process; positive regulation of apoptotic process. The record is from RefSeq and is a predicted model, not a curated record.
GGGCAGAGCGAGCGCAGCGGCUCUCAGCGCUCGAGACCAGCGCCAUUCAUCCGAGAGGACCGCGGGCACACCUGGUCGGACCGAGCAGAGCGAGUUUACCGACUGAAACGGCUCCACACAGCACCCGGGUUAAUCACUUGAGGAAUGCGGUGCUAUUAGGACGGGAGCCGAGAGCCGAAACUUCACAGCAACUUUGCGUUAAUUCUCACCAAGUUAGCAAAAAGGGAUCAUGGCGACAGGAGGAUUUAAAUCAAACGCCACGACAGACUUUUUGGAGGAGUGGAAGGCAAAACGGGAGAAAAUGAGAGCCAAGAUGUUGGGGGACAUAGCCGCAGCCACGGGUGCUCCCUUGGGUGCCAGCAACCCAAACAGCAACAACACCAACCGCCACGCCGCCCCGGCAGCCACCGAGCUCACCAAUAACGGCAGCCCGGACCGGAGCCCCUCCGCAGGGACCUACCUCCCCCCCUCCUACACGGUGGCUCGGUCCUCCUCCGGCACGGCUUUAAAGAGACCCGAGGAGGAAACGCACCACCUCGCCUAUCCUGCUUCGCCCACAGCCGCCACCCCGCCAGGGAGCAACCUGAAGAAGGCCCCGCCUCAGACGGAGAAGGCUCCGUGCGCUUCCCCGGACUCCAGCCCCAUGGCGUGCAAUGACAGUGACAAGGGGAGCCCAUCGCCCAGUGCGGCCAAGGAGAAGAAGAGCAGUGGUCCCAGUGCCAGGAAGGGGAAAGGGCAGAUUGAGAAGAGGAAGCUGAGGGAAAAGAGGAGAUCAACAGGUGUUGUCAGCAUACCAUCCAAUGAGAGCCUGGAUGAGCUGGACGACGACGACGCAGGGGAGAAGAACAGGAGGGAGGAGGAGGAGCUGGUUCAGGCCAACACUUUCCAGAACGAGGCCAUGAUGGCUGACCCUGCCACCGGCCACUUAAUGGAAACCCCCAGAUCUGGGAGCGGCCGCCACAAGAGCUCUGCAGGGCCAGGAUCCGAGGAGGAGGUGGGUGGGAACAGACAACGACACAACCGCCAUGGCAGAGAUGGAGGAGCUGUAGCACCCGGGAGUUUGGAGAAAAGGUUGGAGGAGCUGGAGAAGGAGCUGGCCAGAGAGCGCCAGGAGAACGACAGGUUGCUGAAGGCCCACCAGGACAAAGACGACCUCAUCGGGAAGCUGAAGGAGGAAAUUGACUUGCUGAACAGAGACCUGGAUGACAUUGAAGAUGAGAACGAGCAACUCAAACAGGAGAACAAGACUCUGCUGAAAGUGGUGGGUCAGCUGACGAGGUAGAACACAAAUAGCCCGGCCUCCUCCCUGACGAACGGAGCAGCUCUGUUCUCUUCCUCCUGACCUCCUGCCUUGGGUCAAGUCCAGCAGCAUGGCCUUUAAUCUGUCUGAGUCUGUCUCUUUGUGUGUUAGAGGUGAAACUGUAAAGUAGUCGACCUCAGAGCCUCGCGGCCUUAAAUACAUCCUCCGAGGAGGAUUUAUUCCAUUUGCUGAGAGGGUAAGCUCUCAAGUCCUGACAGUCUCAUGGGGAUCGUCUGUCAUCUUAUACAUAUUUAAUGUAAAUUUAUUGUAUAUAGGCCAUUUUAAAUUGUUCAUUUUGGGGGGAAAUUUUAAUAAGGUCUUCAAAAGCAAAGGAAAAAUGAAUGUAUGUGCUGCAAAAACAAGCACACGUCUUUAUUCAGAGGUUGAAAAAGAAACCCGUCUGUGCACACAGCAGCAGUCACCCAGGUAAAUUUAAAAGAUCUCCAGUGUUUGAAUCGUGCAGUUUCAUCAGCGAACUCGUGACGAUAGAGCUUCGGUCGAGGAACUCUUGGACCAAAUUCAACAGAAUUACUGCUACAGUACCAUCAGCCAAAGUGAGCAUCGUGCCUUACAACACACAUGAGGUUAUUUGUCAGUUCUUAAAACAACAGUUAAAGACUGGCUUUAUUAAUGAACAUCAGUGCCAGAUUUACUUCCUUCCAAUAUUUUUUUCCUGUUACAUUUGAUUCCCGACAGGGCCUGAAUCAGUGAAUCGUAUUUUAAGUUUUUCCAGUUUAAAUCAUAAAGGUAACACAAGCAAGACUUUAUAUGGAUUAUAUGCUUUGUGCAUUUCAAUGUUAACAUCUGAGUAUUAAACUUGUCCUGAGGGUGAAACCCUUGCCUAGUAUAUACGGUCCUGUUUACACCUGGUACUGACAUGCGUCCUGGGUGAUCACAUUGCAAAUGUAAAGUUUUAAGUACAGGUGAGAGUGCACCAAGUGUGUCCUCAACCGUUUGGAGAGCAACUAGUUACAUGUCAUUAAAUUACAAAACUUUAAUCAGUUACUGAGAAAAAAUAUGUAGUUAAAUUACAUAUGGCUGGGUAUCGCCACUGAUUUCCUGAAUCUAUUUGAUUUGAGAUUUUUCGGUUACAAUACCAGUUUCUGCUAGUAUGUGAAAGAGAUUCUCAAAGAACUAAUACUGUAAAUUUUACGAGGAAUUAUUUUUAAAAAGAAUACAUUUACAACAGGAAUAAAACUAAAUAUUUUAAAACUACAUGUUUCUAGAGCAGCAACAGUAACAUUAAAACAGCAAAGUCACAAU